UCACAGAUUGGGAGAGAAGGAAAAGGAGAGCAGCGGGGAAUCACCCAGGCUCGGGGUGGUAGAGCCAAAACAUAUCGCUAAGAAAUGGCCGGAGGGUUGUGUUGGACCCGAAGCUGGACAGUGCCCAUUCUCAUUCUAGGGCUUUGCGCUAUUUCUAGUCGGGCUGAGGAGGACAACUUUAGUGCAGAGUCUUGGCUACAGACGUAUGGAUACAUUCCUCAAGGUGGCUUACGAAUGUCCACGAUGAGAUCAGCGCAGACACUCUCCAAUGCCAUUGCUAACAUGCAGAGGUUCUACGGAAUUCAAGUAACAGGGGAACUGGAUGAAAACACAAAACUGUGGAUGAAGAAACCCCGCUGUGGUGUUCCUGACAACUUUGGUACAGAAAUCAAGACAAAUCUGCGUCGUAAACGGUAUGCCCUCACAGGACAAAAGUGGAACCGGGAACGUGUCACAUUCAGUAUUCAGAACUAUACACCCAAAGUGGGGGAACAUAAGUCAUACCAGGCCAUCCGGAAGGCUUUUUCAGUCUGGCAGAAAGCUACACCAUUAAUCUUUGAAGAGAUUCCUUAUUACGAUAUUCGAUAUGGCCGCAGGAAGAAUGCAGACAUCGUGGUCUUCUUUGCCUCUGGUUUCCAUGGGGACAGUUCCCCAUUUGAUGGUGAGGGUGGUUUCCUUGCUCAUGCCUAUUUCCCUGGCCCUGGAAUGGGUGGCGACACGCAUUUUGAUUCAGAUGAGCCCUGGACACUGGAUAACAUUGACCUUCAGGGAAAUGACCUGUUCCUUGUGGCAGUACAUGAGUUGGGCCAUGCUCUGGGCCUAGAACAUUCGAAUAACCCAAGUGCCAUUAUGGCACCCUUUUACCAAUGGAUGGAUACAGAGAAAUUUGUGCUUCCAGAAGAUGAUCUGAGGGGGAUACAGCAAAUUUAUGGUCCACCAGAUAGCAAACCCAAACCUACAAAUUCAUUGCCAACUGUGACACCACGGAGACCAAAGAAACCCAAAACACCUACGGAGAGAAAACCAUCUCCCAGGGACCCUGAUUCAAAUAUUCCCAGAUCUACCGAUGGACCUACCCAAUAUGGUCCGAACAUAUGCGAUGGCAAUUUUGAUUCUAUGGCCAUGUUGCGGGGAGAAAUGUUUGUAUUUAAGGGUCUUUGGUUCUGGAGGGUUCGAAAUAACCGAGUACUCGACAACUAUCCAAUGCCUAUCGGUCAUUUCUGGAGAGGACUGCCACCCAAUAUUGAUGCAGCAUAUGAACGGCAUGAUGGAAAGUUUGUGUUUUUUAAAGGUGACAAAUUCUGGCUGUUCAAUGAAGCGAUGUUGGAGCCAGGGUACCCUCGUCAUCUGAUGGAACUUGGUGCUGGAAUGCCUCAUGACAGGAUUGAUGCAGCUAUUUGGUGGGAAAUCACUGGUCAGACAUACUUCUUCAGAGGUGACAGGUACUGGCGCUUCAGUGAAGAAAGGAGAGCAGUAGAUAAUGGCUAUCCAAAGCCUAUCAGUGUUUGGAAAGGUAUCCCACCUUCACCAAAGGGGGCCUUCCUUACUGAUGAUGGAGCUUACACGCAUUUUUACAAAGGUACCAAAUACUGGAAGUUUAACAACCAGUUGCUGAGAACAGAACCUGGUUAUCCAAAAUCCAUUCUUCGUGACUGGAUGGGAUGCCAUCAGGAUGUUGAACCUGGUUUUGAUGACAAGGAGCCUAAUUUUGAUAUUGAUGAUUUUGAUGAUGCUAAUGAUACUGAUGAUGAGGAUGAUGAAGAAGAUGAGACAACUGAAGAGAAGGGAAAAGAGAGAGAAGAAGAAGUGGAUAUCCAUAUUAACAUCCCUGUAGAUGACUAUACCAGAACAAUGAAUAUAGUAAUUGUCAUUGUUCCACUAAUUCUGCUGCUCUGCAUUUUGGGAUUGAUCUAUGCCAUACUCCAGCUGCAGAAGAAAGGCACACCAAGACUCCUGCUGUAUUGUAAACGGUCAAUGCAGGAAUGGGUUUGACUCUCUCAUUGAUGCUGUUACUAGAUGGCUCGCAGUUGGGUCACAGUCAUUGAGUCCAGGUGACAUUACUUCUCAAUUUUGUUGUUUUAUUUUAUACAGUCCUGCUCAAUGAUGUUAAAUAAGGCAUUAACAUAAGAAACAUAGAGAAUUUGGGGUAUUUUGAGAUGGUGCCAGUGUUAUCGGGUUAAAAGAAUUUGUGAUGUGGUUCCAAGGAAUGCUUUCCAUACCUCUUUAUCUCCAAACCCUUAAAUUGUGCUGAGUGGGAUGGUACAAAAGUUUGAAGCGUGGCCUGAGAAGGCUCCCAAGAGGAGUUUUACUGGCUAGAGAUGAUGAACUACAAGGCUUGAAAUAACUAAUACCAUAUGUGCACGUUAUUCAUUAGGAUUAAUUCAUAAAUAUUUUUUAUCUAAUCCCAUUGCUUUAGUCCUCUGAAAAAUCGCCACUCCUUAACUGAAAGAAGAUUUUCUGAAUAUUGGCUAGGAUCAUCAUGAUUUGGUGAUGGGACAACUGCUGAUAACUACAGUGAGUCUUAGAAAAAUCAUACAUUCAUUGGAGCAGGUACAAAAAAAUUGCCUUGUUUCUUCAUACCUUAGACUUAUUGCAGUUACAUUAAUUACAUUCAGUGAGCUUCAAUAAUACAACUAAGUAAUUGGGAGAUAUCUGCUAUUCCAUUGUACCUUUGUAAGUUACUUACUGUAACUUAUCACAAACACUUGGAAAUUGUCAUUUACUCUCCUAAUACUUAGACCUAGCUGAUUCAAUGAGAUGUCCUGUCAACAUUAUGAUUCUAAUGUGGUUACACUUGUUCUACGUACAGAAGGUAAUUUCAACUGACUUUAGUAGAGGACCAAAGAACUUUAUCAAUUUAUUUUUAAAGCUUUGCACUUGUGCCUUUCUGAUAGGUUUGGUUGUUGCUGCCAUAAAAGCAUCACAAAAAUAGUUUACCAGAAGUCCUGGCUUACCUUCUUAGGCUGAAAGCAGGGUCUCCUUGACAGUAACCUUACUCUGGGCUGGAAUCUAGAGGCUGAUGCCUGCUGAAUGCAGAUUUCUCUCUCCUGGCCGAAGACUAAAACCUGCUGAUUACAGUCAUUCUUAUCAAGCUAGAUCAAGAUAGAGUUCUAACUGGAUAGAGUUAACUGUUAAAAAUUCCCAUUAUGGAUCAUUUAUAUUCUGAUAGCUGUAGAAUAUAUUGUACAUAAAGAGUGAUGAUGUCCUUGUUAGCAUUCGAAUCUAUUAAACAACCUGUCCCUGGAUUGGAGUCAGAAUUGUAAUAGAAUGGAGAUAGUCAAUUAGUGGAGGAAAUUGCAUGAGGAUAAUUUGACAUCAAAUGGCUUUGACCUAAGAAGAAUGUCAGCAUGUAAUGAAUGUCUAAAGUAUGGGGUCAUCACUUUUUGCCAAGUACAUAAUUCAACUUUGGAAGAAUUCACAUUUGCAGCCUUUAGUUUAACAAAUGCUAGAAGAUCAUCAAGGUUGCCCUAAAAUAUAGCAAAACUUAACUUUCACUUUUAACUUUUUAUGAACUGCAGGAAGUUUUAUGAUGUGUUGUUUCUUCAUUAUUUAUCCAUAAUUCCCUCAAUCAAAUUACGGAGACCCCUGAUGAAAUUAUGGAGAAGCAUGGGGUCAGGUUAGGCAUAUAAUCAACAGAAUCAAACUCUACCUCUUCAUCUCCUCCAAAGGCUAUUGAUACAAUUUCUAUCUGCCAGUCCAGUAGAAAAAGUUGGGUGGUCUAAACUUUCCACAACUAGUAUUUCAGUAAAUCUGAAAUCUUUUCAGCAGCUGAUGAUUCCCAAAUGUCCAUUAAUUUCUGUAAUUGCACAUCAGUCUAAAUGAGACUCUAUAGAACUUUGUCGCAUUUCUCAUUCUCAAUUAUUAAGAUGACCUCUACAUUGCUACACCGCUUCCACCUUCACCUCACGUUCUUGUUUCCAUCUUGAACAAAGUACAACUUAUUCAGAACUCUAUGGUUCUCAUCCUGCACGCAAAAAUUCUUCAGUUGCAUCAUUCCAGUCUUUUCUAAACUCUGUUGGUUUACCACACUCCAAGAGUAUUGACUUCAAGAUUCUAAUGCUUUACCUGGAAUCCAUAGCUCCCUCCUGCAUUUCCUCCAUCCAUUUACCCACGUACAGUUAACUCCAACUUCUUGUUUUCUGUGACUUUAAGUACAUCAUUGGGCACACUUUCAGCUGUGAUGCUCUCUGCCUGUUCUCCUACUAUCUUUCGUUUUGCCUUUCAAACCUCUGAAAUGCAUUCUGUUUUAUUGUGCACUUUCUCUUAGAUACAUUUCAUCUUUCCUUUCUACUGUUCACAUUCUCCAAUGUCAAACACCUGUUUUUUUUCUUUUCAUGAGGAUCAUUAAAAAAUGUAAUUAAUUGUUGUGUUAACUAGACUUCCAGAAGGUUUUGAUAGAGUGAUGUCCAAGAAUCUGGAACAAAUUGAUGAAAGUUAAUGUAAAACCUGGAAAUGGUUAAGAAAGUGAUUGGUGGUUAGGAAGCAGCAUUCACUUGUUGACUUUUAUUGAGCGCACCAGUGGGGUGGAUAGUGGACAGAAAAAUUAUUGUGCUGUGUAGCCAAUAAGUUCUUUACGGGAAUUCCUUCUGUUUCAAGUAAGCCACAGCACUUUGGCUGUCGAAAUCUAAAAGUUAAUAUUUCAGAAAUGAAAAAAAAUUCCUAAAUCAGGUGGUGCAAUCAAUAUUAGUGAGGCAGUCAAGAAACUAAAGAAUGAGUUAGUUAAAUCUUUAAGUGGUAAUAGUAGUAAUGGUGAAACCAUGUGCAGGUAAAUGUAAAUUAUUGCACAUCAGAAGGGAAAUGAUUGAUAUGCCAUGAAUUAUUUUGGCAUACAUGAGGGUAAAACCAGGAGAAACUUAUGGUUGUCUCUCAAGUUGACAUUUGAAGUUAAAUAAUAUUAGAGCAGUUGCAAGUUUGAGCUACAUACAGCAUACGUAAGUUUGAAUAAAGAAUUAAUCUAUUAAACGCUAGUGUUUCUUAAAAAGACAUUUGAGUUCCCUAGGUGGUGCAUUGAAGAUCUAAUGCUAGAGAAAUAUAGUUAUAAGGGAACCCUAUAGAAACAUUGUUUCUUCCACCAUGACAGGAAAUGACUGAACGGUUAGCUUAAGGACAAUAUAAAAUGAUAAAGUUUGGAUCUUUACCAAGUUAGGCUUACAAAAGGGAAACAAUACACAGAUGCAAUCUAUCGAACGGUAAAUUUAGGUCUAAUGUCUGAAAGUUCUUUUGUAGAAUAAUCAAUAUUUGAAAUAGAUUUCUAGGCAAGGCAGCCAAAACUUUGAAAUCAUUAAGAGGCAAUUGAAAGAUGUGAUUAGGAUUGCAGAUAUUCCUGUAUGCACUUCUGUAAUGUUUCUGGAAUCCCACAUUUCAAUUCUGAGCCAGCCAGUCACAUGUUGCAUUUUGUCAUAAGAUGUAGGGAGACCAAAGGAAGAUUUAUUAUUUCUUGGAUAAUGACCAGAAACUGUGGAUUGCUACAGGGUCACAGCUUAUGUUUGAGAUUUGUUCAGACCGUCCACUCAAAACCUUGAUUGUCUGAUCCAAAGCAAAUGGGUGGCAAUUCUGAGCAGGACAUAAUGAGAUCACACUGGGUCUGUAUUUCACACUGCACAUUACUUUAAGUAUUUAUAAAAGGUGGGAACAUCUAACAGCCUUUCUCUUUAUUCUAACCUAACUGUUUCAAGUUGCAGUUUAAAGUUUAAAACUUUCAGGAUCACAGCUUAAAUGCUCAAUUAGAAUCAGAAUUAAUUUUUGUAUGGUAGCUCUUUAAUCAGUCCAAAAUGAUGUGGUGAUUUCAAGGUAUCUUGUGAAAUUGGUGCUAAUUUCUAGUAAUGGGAAGGUAUUCAACAGUGACUUCAUCAGGGUAUUACAAUGUGAUCUGGGCAGCUAACGGUGUAUAUUGUACAUAGUACAACCAGGCAGUCACAUAUUAGAUUUAUAUUGCGGGUAUUUACAAAACAAUAAUAACAAAUUAAAUAUGGGAGCAUUACCACUGAACUGUUUUUGUUGUCCGAUACUGGCUUCUGCACUUGUGUAAAUCAGCCACUACAGUGAUGGUAUCCAAACAUUGCUAAGCUGCAAUUAUGACUAUCACUAAAAAUCAUGCAGUUUUGAAACAAAUGUUAUACAUAUGGUUAUACUUUAGCUUCAUGUAUUUAGAGUUUCUGAUGUUCAUUUUUAAAUCGGUUCAUGCUGGGCGUGUGUUAAAAUUAAAUGCCACAAAUGAAACUCUCCGCUUUUGCAAUGACUAGUCAGUUGAUCCUUUCACAUUUUGUGAGAAUGCAAAGUGGCACAACGUGUAUCUGCACAUCCAUAACACCUGAAUAAGAAGUCAUUCUUAUCUAUAAUAAAAUGUUUGGACAAUAAA
Hemiscyllium ocellatum (epaulette shark) is the source of this 6358-nucleotide messenger RNA. RefSeq names its product matrix metallopeptidase 15b (gene mmp15b). The record is from RefSeq and is a predicted model, not a curated record. Bases 85 to 1992 code for a protein of 635 amino acids. Gene Ontology annotation, molecular function: metalloendopeptidase activity; zinc ion binding. NCBI's taxonomy places the organism in Eukaryota, Metazoa, Chordata, Chondrichthyes, Orectolobiformes, Hemiscylliidae. Gene Ontology annotation, biological process: proteolysis; collagen catabolic process; extracellular matrix organization. The transcript has 10 exons. Gene Ontology annotation, cellular component: extracellular matrix.